Molecule: messenger RNA, 2199 nt
Organism: Setaria italica (foxtail millet)
Lineage: Eukaryota; Viridiplantae; Streptophyta; Magnoliopsida; Poales; Poaceae
Product: UBP1-associated protein 2B
Exons: 2
Coding region: 86-1669 (527 amino acids)
Molecular function (GO): RNA binding
Source: RefSeq, a predicted model, not a curated record
UCUCUCCUCUCAUCAGUGGUGUCCGACCGGAAAUCCCAAUCUCCCCUUGCCUUGCGCCUAAACCCUAGCUCGCUCCCGAAUCCCGAUGGCGCCGAAGAAGCGAAAAGCCGAUCCCGCCGAGUCCGCCGCCGCCGCGGAGCCAGCCGCCGGCAACCACCGCCAGGAACCGGCGUCCUCCGAGAACAAGCCCCGCGGCACCAUCUACUUCCCCAUCACCGACGACCCGCCCGAGCCCACCGCCGCCGCCGAGGACGAGGACGAGGGCGUCGGCGACGAUGGGGACGAGGCGGAGGACAUCGGUAAGCUGCUCGAGCCGCUGUCGCGGGAGCAGCUCGUGUCGCUGCUCCGUACGGCCGCGGAGGAGAGCCCCGUCACGAUGGCGGCCGUGCGCCGCGCCGCGGAGGCCGACCCCGCGAGCAGGAAGCUCUUCGUCCACGGCCUCGGGUGGGGCGCCGGUGCCGACGACCUCCGCUCCGCGUUCUCACGCUUCGGCGAGCUCGAGGACUGCCGCGUCAUCUCCGACAAGCAGUCGGGCAGAUCCAAGGGCUACGGGUUCGUCCUCUUCCGCUCCCGCCGCUCUGCGCUCCGCGCCCUCCGCCGCCCCCAGCUCCAAAUCGGUGGUCGUCUUGCUUUCUGCCACCUUGCCGCCUCAGGUCCCGCACCCCCAGCCUCUCAGUCUCAGAACCCUAGCUCCAACGCCAACACCAACACCAAUUCCAACUCCAACUCCGGUACCACCAGCAACGUUUCUGGCUCAUCCUCGCAGCCCGACAAUAUGCCACGCAAGAUAUUUGUUGGUAAUGUGCAUGCUGAUGUGGACGUCGACCGCCUAUACGAGUACUUCUCGCAAUUUGGUGAGAUUGAGGAGGGGCCGUUGGGCUUUGACAAGAACACUGGCAAACCAAAGGGAUUUGCGUUGUUUGUCUACAAGUCUGUAGAGAGUGCCCGCCGUGCUUUGGAGGAACCAGUGAGGAAUUUUGAUGGCAAGAUGCUCAACAUACAGAAAGCUAUAGAUGGGAGGACCAAGGGCUCAUCCGGGACAAAUGCAAAUGCUAACUCCAAUGCCACCACUGCCUCUGCGGCUGCUGCUGCACAAAUGACUGCUCCUGCCAGUGCCGCCAUUAGCCCAUAUGAUGCAUCAGCAUAUGGUGCUGCUGCUGUUCCUGACUUGGGUUUUGCACAGCAAGCAGCUAUGUUGGGAUUAGGCGCACAACAACAGGCAUUUGCUCAGCCCAAUGCAAUGCUUGCCAUGAUAGCAGCAAUGCAAAACCCAGCCGCACUGGGGAUGACACCAGCCAUGCUUGCAGCUAUGAACCCAGCCUUUGCUGCUGCUGCACUGGGUGCAGGGGGCCAGCAGGCACACACAGCUGGUCUUACAGGUUUUGGAGCUCAGGGUUUUGGGACUCAGGCGUUUGGAGCAGGAGGUGCCGCUUUCCCAAAUGCAGCAGGUGUUCAAGCAGCAGCAGCUGCAUACCAAGGAGCUGGAGCUCCUCCUGGUUUUCAAGGGCCACCUGGGUUUCAGGUUGGCCAAGCAACUACCCAGACUAGUACUGCAGCGGCAGCUGCGGCGGCCGCUGCCAAUGCUGCUGGUUAUCAGGCUGGGGCUGCUGGGCAGGGCCAAGUAUCUGGUGCUCAGAUUGGGGGCACUGGUUUUCAGGGUGGAUACUGACGGAACUAGCCCGCCCGUGCACAGAUCCACUCUGCCAAAGUGGCAGGCUACAUGCUUCCGUCGGUGUCAGCUGAUGGUGACUUGUGCUUAUAAUCCACUAAAAAUCAUCUUGUCAUUAUCAAAUUCUUCUGAAUAAAACAUGACAGCACGACUGACCCAGGACCCCGGUGACUAAAUAGUCUGGCUCCGCCCCUGCUCUGCCUUCUGGCCUGCCCAAGUUUUGCAGAUGAGUGUAGGAUGGUAGUUCGUUCUUGUUAGAACAGUUAUCUUCAAUUCCUGUCUGGGAAAACUGUUAUCACAGUCGAUAGCUAACAGUUAUAAAUGAUUCAGUUAAUCUCACAUGACUACUUAGGGCAUUAAGUUGUGGGGACUCCAUAUAUUUUCCUCACUAAUUGCUCCUUUGUUAUUCAGUCUUUUCUAGUUUUUUCUUCAUUGUCAGCAAAACUACUUGUUGCUUCCAUAAUUACUCUUUGGUAAUUGAAUGACAAUGUUCCUUUAGAUCUACUUAGCACUGCCAUGAUUAUGAUUUU